Messenger RNA from Periophthalmus magnuspinnatus, 1616 nucleotides. Its product is annotated as RING finger protein 122-like. Lineage: Eukaryota; Metazoa; Chordata; Actinopteri; Gobiiformes; Gobiidae. The transcript is spliced from 9 exons. Bases 664 to 1218 code for a protein of 184 amino acids. The record is from RefSeq and is a predicted model, not a curated record.
UGCAGUGGGAACAUUAGACGAAGGACGAGCGGCACAGAGCAACUACCACUACUACUGCUACCACGAGAGGAGCCAGAAAAACAUUUCAAACUCAAAUUUAAACAGAAUAUUUUCAGAAAACCAAUUUACCAACACUUUAACAACGACCUACACAGAUGAAGGAUGGUUUAAUGAUCCUGAUAUGUGAAAAUUAUCAAGAUUUAUGGACUAAACAACGGGUUUUGGAGACAAGAAACUCUACCUGGAGGUUUUAAAACGCAAGAUACAAGCAAGAGUGUAACUUGAAUUCAUUAUAUUAUCAGAUUGGAUUUACUUUUUGCACUUUUAUUAAUUGUAACUGGAUUUUUUCUGAAGAUAUUUGGAAGAUUUCUGCACUUUUUCACAAAAACUAAACACUUAACUUUGAUUUUAAAACUACUGGGAAAUCUUCCAAGGAGUAAAUAAUAUUUUUUUCAGUGGCAACAUGUAAGAAUUCAAUGACUGCGUUGACUAAGACUGAAAACCACUUUGGAAAGUUAAGGAUUUCCAAAUUGAAUAGCUUCAAAAUAUGUUAUAAUUUGGAAGUCAUGAGCAAGUUUCCCAAGUUUGUCAAGUUUUGCAGCUGGACAUAAUUGGGAUUUAGUUUUCAUAGGUGAGAGUGGGGAGGCAUCUGACAUCUGAACAAUGACUUCCAGUAUGACCUUUGACGAGUUCCUUCAUCUUCCUCUGAACGUUUACAUCAUCAUCAUUGGCAUCGGGCUGUUUGUGCUGCUGCCCUGCCUUGUCUUCUGCUGCUGCUUCAUCAGAGUGAGACGAGAAGCAGCACGGCAAUAUGUUUAUAAUAAGGUUGUUUUGAAAGGAGCUGGGAAGAAAAUGGGUCUACUUGGGCAAACAUGUGCUGUGUGUCUGGAGGAGUUUAGGACUAAGGAUGAGCUUGGCGUGUGUCCCUGCUCCCACGCCUUCCACAAAAAAGUGAGACGAGAAGCAGCACGGCAAUAUGUUUAUAAUAAGGUUGUUUUGAAAGGAGCUGGGAAGAAAAUGGGUCUACUUGGGCAAACAUGUGCUGUGUGUCUGGAGGAGUUUAGGACUAAGGAUGAGCUUGGCGUGUGUCCCUGCUCCCACGCCUUCCACAAAAAGUGCCUUUUAAAGUGGCUGGAGAUUAGGAGUGUGUGUCCCAUGUGCAACAAACCAGUUUGUCGCCUGCACCCUGAGCCUCCCCCUGACCCGGAACUAGGAUAGAGCGUCACCUACUGUCUAAGAAGGGCACAAACUCUCAAAUCUGCACCCAGAGCCGCAAAGUGACCCAGAGCAGGGUUAGAGUGCCCCUACUGUCCCUAUACUGUAAUAGAGGAUUAGAGACUGUUUACAUCUGCACCUGGAGCCCCAAAGUGACCCAGAGCCGGGGGUAGAGCACCAUUUACUGUCCCUAUACUGUAACACAGCAGCAUAGACUGUUAACAUAGUGCACCCCUGGUGCCUUAAGGACUGAUAGAUGUUUAUGUGGUGCUAUUCUUUCUGCAGCAGAGCUGCUAAAACCCUGUGCUUGUUGGCUUCUUAUGAUAUUUAUAACCACUAUGGGGUCUUAAAGGUACAAAUUAGUUAGUAGUUAAUUAGUCUAUUAAAGCUCCACAACAUUU